This is a messenger RNA of Lemur catta (Ring-tailed lemur), 6710 nucleotides long. It is a transcript of the gene KPNA6, whose product is annotated as karyopherin subunit alpha 6. Lineage: Eukaryota; Metazoa; Chordata; Mammalia; Primates; Lemuridae. Gene Ontology annotation, cellular component: cytoplasm; nucleus; nucleoplasm. The coding region runs from base 105 to 1715 and encodes 536 amino acids. The transcript is spliced from 14 exons. The record is from RefSeq and is a predicted model, not a curated record. Gene Ontology annotation, biological process: NLS-bearing protein import into nucleus. Gene Ontology annotation, molecular function: protein binding; nuclear import signal receptor activity.
GUCCGUUUCGGGCUGCCGUCCUGCAGAUCCGCCAUAUUGUCUGCUGAAGCUGCUGCUGAAGCUACCGCUGCUGCCGCCGCCAAGUCUGAGCGAGCGGAGCCGCGAUGGAGACCAUGGCAAGCCCAGGUAAAGACAAUUAUCGAAUGAAGAGCUAUAAGAACAAUGCCCUAAACCCUGAGGAAAUGAGGCGAAGAAGAGAAGAAGAGGGCAUUCAGCUCCGGAAGCAGAAGCGGGAGCAACAACUUUUUAAACGGAGAAAUGUGGAGCUGAUUAAUGAAGAAGCUGCCAUGUUUGAUAGUCUCCUCAUGGACUCCUAUGUGAGCUCUACCACUGGGGAGAGUGUGAUCACAAGAGAGAUGGUGGAGAUGCUCUUUUCUGAUGAUUCUGACCUGCAGUUAGCAACCACACAGAAAUUUCGGAAACUGCUCUCCAAAGAGCCUAGUCCUCCAAUAGAUGAAGUUAUUAAUACUCCAGGAGUGGUGGAUCGGUUUGUGGAGUUUCUGAAGAGGAACGAGAAUUGUACAUUACAGUUCGAAGCUGCCUGGGCUCUAACAAACAUUGCCUCUGGAACCUCUCAGCAGACCAAAAUUGUCAUUGAAGCAGGAGCCGUCCCCAUUUUUAUAGAGCUGCUUAACUCAGACUUCGAGGAUGUACAGGAACAGGCAGUCUGGGCACUGGGAAACAUAGCUGGAGACAGCUCCGUUUGCCGAGAUUACGUCUUGAACUGUUCCAUCCUUAAUCCUUUGUUAACACUCCUUACCAAGUCCACACGACUGACAAUGACACGGAAUGCAGUCUGGGCCCUGUCAAACCUCUGCCGAGGGAAGAACCCACCCCCAGAGUUUGCAAAGGUCUCUCCUUGUUUGCCGGUACUGUCUCGCCUACUCUUCAGCAGUGAUUCAGACUUGCUGGCAGAUGCUUGCUGGGCCCUCUCUUAUCUGUCUGAUGGCCCCAAUGAGAAAAUCCAGGCGGUCAUAGACUCUGGAGUGUGCCGGAGAUUGGUAGAGCUGCUGAUGCACAACGAUUAUAAAGUGGCUUCCCCUGCCCUGAGAGCUGUGGGUAACAUCGUCACCGGAGAUGACAUCCAGACCCAGGUCAUUCUUAACUGUUCAGCCCUCCCUUGCCUUCUCCACUUGUUGAGCAGCCCUAAAGAAUCAAUCCGGAAGGAAGCUUGCUGGACCAUUUCAAAUAUCACUGCUGGCAACAGAGCUCAAAUACAGGCUGUUAUAGAUGCAAAUAUCUUCCCUGUGUUGAUCGAAAUCCUUCAGAAAGCAGAGUUCCGUACAAGGAAAGAGGCAGCCUGGGCCAUCACCAAUGCCACAUCAGGAGGAACCCCUGAGCAGAUCAGGUACCUGGUCUCACUGGGCUGCAUCAAACCCCUGUGCGAUUUGCUGACUGUAAUGGAUUCAAAGAUUGUGCAAGUGGCCCUCAAUGGACUGGAGAACAUCCUGCGGCUUGGAGAGCAAGAAGGCAAGCGCAGUGGCUCAGGGGUUAAUCCCUACUGUGGCCUCAUCGAGGAAGCCUAUGGCUUGGACAAAAUUGAGUUUCUCCAGAGCCACGAGAACCAGGAGAUCUACCAGAAGGCCUUCGACCUCAUUGAGCACUACUUUGGUGUAGAAGAUGAUGAUAGCAGCCUGGCUCCCCAAGUGGAUGAAACGCAACAGCAGUUCAUCUUCCAGCAGCCUGAGGCCCCCAUGGAAGGUUUCCAGCUAUAAUAUCUGCCUCCGGGGAGGGGAGGGGAUGGGAAGCACCACCAAUCAGCAGAAGAGCAGCCCUCUGGUGGGCGGGGAAACAAACCCCCCCCCACUAUCAGCCACCACACACCUCUGCUGCCCUGGAGACUGUGCUCUUGACCUGCUCCGCCCCCUUCCCUGGAGGGCCUACCCUCUGGACAGACAGAACCAUCUGAGGCUCACAUUUGGGUUUUGUGACAAGAAGGGGAUGUGUUGGGUUUUUCUUCCUUACACUAUAUUUUGGCUGCACACAUGUCUUUAACCCAGGAGCCCAGGGGUAGACAAAGGAGGACUAAGGUAAUCAGUUUGCACCUUUUUUUAUUUUUUUCUUUUUUCUUUAAUGGUGACUUCCUUUUUAUCUUUUUUCAUCCUUCCCAAUCCUCUGCCCUGAUCUGUAUAACUCUUAUCUUGGGUACUUGAGCAGAUGGAAUAUUCCAGAGGUGGGAGGUGGGAGGGGAAGGGAGAAAUCCAAAACAAAGUGUUCUUGCUCUGACAGAAUAUUAAUCUUGUAUGCUUGGAUUGAGUUAUUUAAUUUUUUUUUUCUUUUGCACAUUUUUCUUGUAUUAAGAUUGCUCUUCCCAAGAGCCAUGAGUUCCUGGUUUUAGGAAUCCCAGCUGCCAGCAUUGCCUGGGACUAGAGGCUAAUGGGGAGGCUACCAUGAAACAAAAGCCCCUCCCUCCCUCUCACUCCCUACCCAGAUCUCUUUAGUUUGGGAGAUCCCCCUCAUUCUCCUGGGGCAAGUACACCAGUGGGAGUGGAGGGGAGGGAGGAGCACAGGCCUUCAGAUGGGGCUCCCCACAUGUAGCUACUGAUCCCAUGUUUCCUACCCACCUUCUAAAUGGUGCGACCCAACUUCAUUUGUUUACUUGAAAAUUCCCCUCAGGGUUCAGUGAACCUCUGAGGUGGCUGUAUUUUCUCCUAAGCUUAAGACAGGGGACUAUGGUCCUUCCUUUCUCCUGAGGAGAAAGUCCUUGCUCUGGUGACCUAUAAAUUACAGAGGAGGUUCGAGUGAGAGUGUCAUGUAUUGGGAUAGUCAGGGAUCCCUGCCUUUGGCCUUUCUUCUUCUUCUUCCUCUUCCAUAGUUGGAUCAUGUAUAUUUUACUUCCAAAGGAGAGAAUGUCAAAAAGUUCUGUAUUUUUUUAUAUUCUAUAUAUUAGGUAGGUCAAUCUUAAUUGGUCUCAAGAGGAAGAACUAUCUGUAAUUUCUGUAAGUAGGAUACUGUGAGGAAGACCAAAAAGAGAUGUGGAAGCUCCCUUGCUCAGGAGGCCUGAGUGGUCCAUUUCCUCUCUGCUUAGAUUCUGGACCACCACCUGGGACCAAUCCUCAGCUCUGGAAACUUUAUAAAGCAGGUCAGCGUGGUCUCAUUGUCCCAGUACCUGAAAGGAGCAAGGAUGGCCUCAGGGCCUGGUGAAGUCUACCACUCUAGUAGUCCUUGCUACUGAGCAUCCUGCUUCUAUCAGGAAACCCAGAAAGUAGUUUGCCUUCUACAACUCAAUCUUAAAGGCCAUUGUCCACAUAAGUUGUCACAUAUGGCUGCAUUUGCUAUUGUCCCAGAAACUUAGCAGCCUGAAUACUUUUGUGAGAGUUAUUGGUAUCUUCCCUGUUAGGGAUCCUUAUACCUGGUUUGGGUUUUCUCUUGUUUGUGACAAUUAUAAUCCAGAUGCCUUUUCUUUCUCUUUGAGUAAAGCUAGUGUAGUGCCUCAGUGGCUUGCCUGUGCCUCUGGAUGGAUUACAUGUGAUGGUAAGGCCCAUCUGUUGGAGAUGGGAGAGGACGAAGUUGUCAGCUAAGUAUAGACCAACCAUGGAGUUGAAGGCACAGUCCGCCCUGCUGCUGCCUCCCCACUAUGUGGUUAGAGGUGUCCUGUUCCAAGCUAUACUUUUCCAGAAACAGUGCUGUUCUUGCUCCCAUUCCUAUACAUCCCUUUCUGGCUCAGGUGAAAUCCAUGCCCCUUUUCUUACAGAUCUAAACUUCCAGUGCUUAUUGUUGGCAAUUCGCCUUGAAUUUGCCCUUCCUUAGUUUGAGGUGACACUCCAAAGCCAUUUUCUAAAGAAGAUGGUUUAGGGCUGGCAGCUAUCAUUGAAAAAUCACACUAAUGUUAUACUGCUUUGGUGAGUCACAUGCUCCUCAGUAGCUUGAGAAUGAUGGCUACCAACCCCCAAUCUCCCAGGAAGGCAAGGGGCAGGACCUUUUUUUUCACUUGGCCUUCUACCUCCAUUACAAAACUCUUACAAUUCAAAGAAAAUCUCUCACCCAUGCAUCCCCCCAUGGUCCUUGUCCAAAGGGCAGAGCAAUUUAGUAGGACCUACUUUGUACAUCUCAAGCAAUAGUUAAGUCCCUGACAUUGGGGCCGAAUUCCUAGUGUGAGACAUACACAUCCUGCUUUCCCAACUGUUUCUCCAAAACUCUACUUUGGGUUCAGCUUUAGGUCCUGUACCAGAUGGAAGACUCUUUUUUGGUCAUUUGGCUGCUGCUUAAAGCAAGUUUUCUCUAAGGACUUAAAAGGCUAAAUUCUACUGGGGGCACAAUGUGAGGAAAGAUUUCUCAAAGAAAGGUUGCCUCUAGGAGCUUUCAUUUGUGUCUUCCCCAGACCGUGUUUUCCCAUUAUCUUCCUCUAACCCCAUUUCAACCAACAGGUAAAAUUCUUCCAGCCGACAGAGGCAGCAGUACCAUCUUUUGUAUCAUCUCCUCUUUAUUGGCCAUCUUGUGAAGCAAAAUAUUAUUUCUUUAGCUCACAUUUGAGACCCACUCUUUGUGAGCAACCCCCACUGGACCCCAGACCCUGGCCUAAGUGAGGUCAAAGGCUUUCUGGCAGAUUUCUAUUGAUUGCCAGGAUGUAGAGGCUCCCCAGCCUAUUUUAGGGACUAGUGUGAUAAGUUGAAACAUGUUUUUGGAAUCUUCAUAUGGCUGGCAUAUCUGUUUUAAGAUCUCUGAUGGGGGUGGAAGUAUCUAGGUAUAGAUUAAGAGGGACAAGGAGCCUUUUUCUUAGUUAACAUACUCAAAUACUGUUUUGAACAGUGCCAGCUAUUCUUUAUUGCCAACCCCUCUAGGCAUCCCACCCCCAAGUCGCCUUCUCUAGUACUAACAGGGUCUCUGGUCUUAAAAACCUGCCUUCAGUUCCCACCUCUCCUCAGUGACUGCCUGGCCUUGAUGUUGGCUGCUGCAACCCUCUGAUAGAACCACAUGGGUUCCACCCUGAACUGGGCAGCCUGGUUACUUGGUUGGGCAUAAAUGACCCCUCCCAGGAACGGGUGGUUGGUGACUUCAGUUUUGGGGGACCCUUGGUUUUAUUCCUUAUCUAGAAACUUUAGAUCUACUUUUUUUCAACUCUGUCCUGGAAACCAUCUUCCAGGAGCCCUAUUUUUUUGGAACUGAACUGCACAGAUUAUAGCUGCUAUUGUAGUUAAGGGAAAGGAAUAGAAGACUAGGCAUACAGACAUUCUGUUCCUCUCAAGCCAAACCAGUUUAAAAUGAAAACUGUCUAACAGAAUGAACUGUAUUUACAUUUUCUCAUGUCUGCCUGCCUUCUCUCCACACCCUAGAGUUGUACCUGUUUCUAGCAAGCUGAAAGGAAAGAAGGAGAAAGCCUAGCAAUACUAACCUCACCCUACAUACCCUUCUUUGAAGGCCCCAGCCCAUUUGUUCAGGCCUUCUCUCUUCACCCAUAGACUCACUCAGCUUAGAAUCCAUCAUCUUGGAUUCAUUAGAUUCAUCUUACAGGCUCAGAUUCUAGAUUCUCAGUUGAAGACAGGGAGCCAGUUUCUCCAGGGACCCAAUAGCCUGGCUGGGGACCUCAGGAAUGUGUGUACCUGUCUGCCUCCCUGGCAGCCUGGGGAGGGGUGCAAUGCUCAGUGCACUGAACUAUGGGAAACAUCUUCCAGGUAGUACUACCCUGGAAGUUCAUGUGAGACUGAGAGAUUGCUCAGAAUAAAUUUCUUCCAUAGCCUUUUAGGAUUGCACAUUCUAGACUAGACCAACCUUGUCCAGUAUUUUUUUCUGUUUUAGCAUUUGCAUUUUUUUGUUAAGCCAACAAGCUGAGAAUUUAGCCCUACUGAGAUGCUUAUGGUGGGCACUUAGCUGCUCUUUGGCCAAGGCCUUCAUAAAUGAUUCAGUCAUCCCAUUGUCUAUCCCCUAGCCCCACCCCCAGAUUAAGCCUAUGGCAAGGGAAGAAUUUGAGGUUAAGACCAACCAAAUCUGUUAAUGAAAGCCGUUAUUUUUCCUCUGAGAGGGCAUUUUGUUGCAGAACCAGAGCUGGCUGUGAGAGUUAUAAAAGGCAGCAUUAAAUUUGGGCCCAGAACACCAUGGGAGAAAGGUUUGUGUAGUGUGUUUUGAUGGGCUUGGGUCUACCUAGCUUCUUCUGGGCCAUCCUGACUUCUGAUGUCCACAUUAGCACAUACCUGAACCCCCCUGCUCUCUUGUAACAAUAUGCCAUGCCCUGAGGGCAGUGAAGGAAAUAAGUGCAGAGAUCCUAAGACUGGCUGGGAACCUCUGACUCAGAGGAUGUCCUUAAAGAGUUCACAUCUACAUGAACCCCUGUGCUCUGGAGUUGGGUCUUGGCUUUUUCAGCCAGCUUUUGUGGAAACUGCCUUUGACCUAUUUUAAAAGAAGGAAAGGGGCUGUGGGGUCCCAGCCACACAACAGACCGGAUGUCCCCUAAGAACAGUUUGGGUUUCCAGCUAUGGACCCUAGGAAGGUGAAUCAAAUCCUUCUCACUGGUUUUUCUUUCCAAAUUAAUUUGCUUUUAUUUUUCUAACAACUAUAAACUCUGGCUAUUUUCCAUGUUCUCAGGGCCCCUGGGUAGACAGACAAAGCUUGAUGAUUUCAGAGCAGACAUAGGCCAAGAAACCGUGGCAUUGAGUGUGCUGAGUCCAGACAAAUGCUAUUUAUAUACACAUCCAAAUUUGAAGAGAAAAUGUAUUUCUUUAGGUUUCAAACACUGUAAUAGAUAUAAUGCAAAAAUAAAAACCUGUUGCAAAGUU